GCUCAUUCUCACCUGGCACUAUAUAAGCUGCCACUGCCAUCCCAUCCUGGCUGUUUCAUCCCCAAUCUAACCUCCAACCCCCAUCUGUGAUCUGCCGUCCGAUUUAACUUCUCGCACUAAAAUGGCCCAUCCAACAACCACCACCCACCAACCAACACACUUCAAAAAUCUCAAAAAUCUCUGCGCUGGGAACGACCCCGGUUAAACCGCUGCACAUCCAAAACCAAGGACAAGAUACGCCAGCAAUGGACCGUCUCCCCGCCGAGAUCCUCCUCCUAAUCGCCGACCAGUUCCUGUUCAUCUUCUCCGCCCAAAGAUGCCAGCUCCUGCAGGUGUGUCGGCGCUGGCGCUCGGUGCUCUUCCACGCCGUGUACGACCGGAUCCUCGUUCGACAGCACCGACUCCCGUCCCUGAUGCGAGCAAUCGCCAUCAACCCCUCCAUCGGAUCAUCCAUCAAACACCUCCGCAUCAUCCCGCACUAUGUGCCCAAGGCCCAGCGCACGACCCACGAGGUCGCGUCCUUCGCCCCCCUCAUACAACACAUCAGCCAAUCACCCGAAGAGGUCCUUGAAUGGACGAUUGCCCUAACCCAGGAUGAAAACCAUGCCUGGCUCGGCCUUCUGCUCGUCUCCCUGGAAAACCUCACCUCGCUAUCCAUGACCUGGUCUGGGCGACAGCCUUUCGUCCGGCGGAUCGUCUCCCGCGCCGCCAUGCGCGAGGGCCCCUUCGACACAGACCCCAUACUACAGUAUCUCGAGGGCUUCGAUAUCGAUUACCUAGAUCACAAGGACUACCACGUCCACCAGCAGUUCUUCCCUUUCUUUCACCUCCCAUCCAUGCGCUCCAUCCGGCUAGAAUGCGUCAUCGAAUCUACCCGGCUCCGCAACACCACCGCCCUCAGCCUUCCCCCAGCCGGAACCUCCCCCAUCACCUCCCUAGAUCUUCGCAACGGCAACAGCAACAAAGGCAUGGCCGAAUACAUCACCGCGUGCGCCAACCUCCAGGAAUUCAAAUACCAGCACCGCAACCAAGCCAUCUGGGCGGAGCAAUACAUCGGAUUCCGGCCGCGGGCCUUCUACCACGCGCUCGUCACGCAGAAACACAGUCUGCGGGUCCUCCACCUCAACGACAGAGGCGAGCACGACAACGAUGACUUUUCCGAUGACGAAGACGACGCCGAGACCGAUGACUUCCCCGGUAACUUCUUCGGCUCCCUGUCGGAGUUCACGCAGCUCUGGGAUCUGCGCAUCCCUGUCGUCAAUCUGCUCAGCUUCCAUCUGAGUCAUGGGAAGAAAGUCACGACACUUAAGCAGAUCCUUCCCCGCAGUCUGAAACGGCUGUAUCUUGCUGAUUUCAGGAACGAGCAGUGGGAUCCGCUGUUGAGGAAUCUGUUGGAGGUGGUUGCGCUACGUGAGAUGUUUCCGUAUCUAGAGCGGCUAGAGAUUCAGACUACGGCUGGCAGGCUGAUAGAGCAGAGGGGAGGGCCGCCGUUGACGGUUAAAGAGGCGUUCGAGCCGCUUGCUGCGGCGUGUGAGAAGGCGGGGAUUCAGUGGAGUAUUGCUCAGAGAAGGAGGUGAGCUGUAUUCGAUGGGUCCGUGCCUGUGGAUAGGUGCGGUUAGUUAUAGAUGAUUUAUCAUCAUCUACUUGCAUCCUCAACGGCGACGGUUUGAUGACUAUAGUCUCUAGAAAUGGAUCAAAG
Aspergillus heteromorphus CBS 117.55 is the source of this 1699-nucleotide messenger RNA. RefSeq names its product F-box protein. The record is from RefSeq and is a predicted model, not a curated record. The transcript has a single exon. NCBI's taxonomy places the organism in Eukaryota, Fungi, Ascomycota, Eurotiomycetes, Eurotiales, Aspergillaceae. Gene Ontology annotation, molecular function: protein binding. The coding region runs from base 246 to 1577 and encodes 443 amino acids.